Molecule: messenger RNA, 3655 nt
Organism: Synchiropus splendidus (mandarinfish)
Lineage: Eukaryota; Metazoa; Chordata; Actinopteri; Syngnathiformes; Callionymidae
Gene: lingo2
Product: leucine rich repeat and Ig domain containing 2
Exons: 5
Coding region: 877-2718 (613 amino acids)
Cellular component (GO): plasma membrane
Molecular function (GO): protein binding
Source: RefSeq, a predicted model, not a curated record
UUUUCAGCAAUGCAGUUUAUUUGCAACCCAUUUGCAAUUUCUCUAAUGCUGAUUUCUGGCAUAUCACCUGGACGGGAAUGCCGCUAAAUGGUGCAUGUGUGAGUAGCGUGCCUUCGUGCGGCAAGAUGUUUGUAGCUUUGUGUUGGCUAAUGAAAGGCAUGUCGAAGGGAAUAUUUUCAUUCCCAUCAACUUCUGUUGUUCGUGUGAAGUCAAGGACCAGUUUUUUUUUUUUUUUAUCUAAAUACAAAAUGCUACGGAAAACUUUCAUCUCCAAAGGGUAUUAUGGAACUGAAACCCAAGAUUCUCAAACCCCAGACAGGAGUCACCAGGGUCCCAUCUUGGAUCCAGCUUGGGCUUCAUUCACGGUGCCCAUUCAGACACAGAUAACCUUGCAGCUGACUUCUCUUGAUGUCACUGUUUGCGAGAGGACUCAAGACUCUGUGCUCUGGAGGUUAGACUCUAAUGUAGGGCCAGACCAAGGGUGGGCAAUUCUUCAACAAAGGGGCCGCCACCACAAGUGGGUGUAGGUUUUUGUUCAAUGAAGAGGACACCUUUCCACCACUCAGGUCUCUUCAGAGUGUCAGCAGUUGAUUUUCAAUCAGACUCUGAAUCUGUGGAGGCCCGUCUCUCCCUCUCCCGGCUCAAAGCAGACAUGUUCUUCUCCUUUGUUCCUGUAUGAUGCUGGAGUAAGUGAACUGUCAUCAGCCAUGUUGUGAAGUCUUCUGCCUUCUUUCUACACUGUUUGGAUCAGUCAGAUUAAAGAGACCAUCGGAACAAAAACAGAAAAAAAAACGCACAACAACCACAGCAGAGGAAGCAAGACGGAAACGGCCAUGGCUGAGGGGAUGAUUGCUUCCCAAAGUGAACCGUGACAGAAUGGUCGACUGUUCAAGCAAAGUCAUGCUGCACACGGUCGUCUCGUGCUGGCAACCUUUCCUGGGACUGGCCCUCGUGGCUGUCUUUGUGGGGUCCACCUUAGGUUGUCCAUCCCGCUGUGAGUGCUCAGCGCAAACAAAAGCGGUCGUCUGUCAUCGGAAACGUAUGCCCAGCAUCCCAGAUGGCAUUCCUGGCGAGACCAGAAUCCUGGACCUGAGUAAGAACAAGCUGACAAUGAUCAACCCUGAUGACUUCUUUGCUUUUCCUGGUCUUGAGGAACUCGACCUGAGUGGAAAUAUAAUAAGUUACGUGGAACCCGGAGCAUUCAAUGCCCUGUUUAACAUGCACUUUCUCAGUUUGAAGAGCAAUCGCAUCAAGCUGAUUCCUCUUGGGGUCUUCACUGGAUUAACAAACCUCACUCGGCUGGAUAUUAGCGACAACAAAAUCGUCAUUCUUUUGGAUUAUAUGUUCCAGGACUUGCACAAUCUGAAAUUUCUCGAAGUGGGUGACAAUGACCUGGUUUACAUUUCUCACCGUGCAUUCAGUGGACUUUUGAGUUUGGAGAUACUUACUUUAGAGCGGUGCAACCUCACUGUGGUACCCACAGAGGCUCUUUCACACCUGCACAACCUGGUCAGCCUUCACCUACGAUACCUCAGCAUCGGUACCUUGCAUCCUUACUCAUUCAAGAAGUUGUUCCGGCUGCGCACUUUAGAGAUAGACCACUGGCCUUCACUUGACCACGUUCCUGCCAACACCCUCCAUGGCCUAAAUCUCACCAGUCUGUUCAUCACCAAUACCAAUUUGUCCUCAUUUCCAUACCAGGCCCUCAAGCAUCUUCCCUACCUGACACACCUGAACCUGUCUUUUAACCGCAUUCGCCACAUCGAAGGCGGCAUGCUAAUGGAACUGAUCCGGCUUCGUGAGCUUCAUCUCGUGGGAGCUCAACUGACUGCGAUAGAACCUUUCGCCUUCCAGGGUCUACGUGGUCUCAAGGUUCUCAAUGUCUCUCACAACCGCCUGGACACGUUGGAAAAGGGAGUUUUCCAGUCGCCUGAAGCUUUGGAAGUUCUUUUGAUUGACAACAACCCGCUAGUUUGCGACUGUCGACUGAUGUGGAUUUUACAGAAAAGGCACUCAAUCUUCUUUGGUGAUUCCCAGCCAGAGUGCAGCACCCCGGAGGGAAUUCAUGGCCGGCCGUUUAAGGAGUUUAAGGAAGCCCUACUAUCCUACUACGUGACGUGCACAAAGCCAAAAAUUCGGGAGAAUAAAACGCAGACAAUCACUGUGGAUGAGGGCCAGCAAGCGCUACUGCGUUGCAGUGCUGAGGGGACGCCGAGGCCUAUUGUGUCCUGGGUGUCGCCUCGUAGACGUGUCCUCACAGUCAGAAGUCAUGGCCGAGUCAACGUCCAUCUUAACGGCACACUUGAAAUCAAGUCCGCAGAGGUGCAAGACAGCGGUGUGUAUCUUUGUCUUGCUUCCAACACGGCUGGAAACGACACGCUGAUGACUUCUUUGGCAGUAAAAAGUCUUGGAUCACUUUACGCGAACAGGACCCAGUACUACACCGAUCCCAAUAAUACUACUGCCAACAGCACCAUCGGUGGGACCCUUGGCUGGGACCUUAAGACUAUUUUAGUGUCAACAGCGAUGGGAUGUUUCACAUUCCUGGGAGUGGUCUUGUUUUGUUUCCUGCUUCUUUUCGUUUGGAGCAGAGGGAAAGGAAAGCAUAAAAACAACAUCGACGUUGAAUAUGUGCCUCGCUCGAAGUCUAAUGGCACCAAUGUGGACUCGGCAGAUGUGCAAGAUGGAGGUCGCCGUUUUAACAUGAAAAUGAUGUGACUUGUUUUGUAUUUCCAAGAAUUUUCUUCGGGAAGAACUCAAGUAUAUUAUAUGUUUUUGUUUGGGUUUUUCCAACUUGGACUACAGAACUUCCCGAUGCAGUGGGAAGAGCAGUGGUGGAGCAUUUGUGGCUUUGUGUAUCCAAAAGAUCUCGGGAUUGAGAUUUGCAGGACAUUCACCGACAUAAUUGCCAGAACUUCUUCAAUGUGGAUGCAGAAUGGUACAGUUACAGGGGAACAAUUUAUUGUAAUUUAUCUGCUUUUUGAAAUUUAUAUUCCCCUAAAAAAUAACCAUUCAGCUUCUCUGUGGAUCUGAAGACUCUAAACCAUGUACAGAAGAAAUUUGUAUCUAAGCUAUUAACCUUCUUUGUUUUGUCUUGCGCCAUGCUUAUUCACAAAGCAAAACAAUGAUGCCGACCAUGAUUUCUUACGUUCAAUAUUUUGCAUAUGUAUACAGCGUGUUCUUUAAGUACACAUGGGUACAUAGUCAUAACCCCCGAAAAACACCAUAGCAAUAUUCAUGGGAUGUAUUAGCCGGGUUUUUCAGACUUCUCAAGUUCCCAUUGAUUUGGGAAGGGCUCCUGCGGGUGAUUAUUGUUCCUGCUCCUCCAGUUGACUCUUUAAUAUGAAAUUAAGAAAAAUAUUUAUUAUAUAUAUAUAUAAAAUAAAGGGAAAAGAGAUUUUAUUUAAAAAACCUUUUCAAAAUGUUGUCCUUGAAAGGAUAAAUACUGGAGUCAGUAUUGGUGCCACCAUUCUGUCCCCCUUUUUUUGUCUCUUUUCAUUUCUUUGACGGCAAAAAAACAUGUCAAUUUUACGACUGUGACUUUUGCAUCUUUUUUUUUCCCCUUGUAGAACAUUUGUUGUGGUAGUUCCUCAUUUGGUUGUUGAAUCAUUUAGAUUGUGAAAAGUAAAAGUAAAAAAAAAAAUAUGUAUGUGAA